ACGAGGGGAUGGCACUCGACGAAGGCGAAGUCACCAGUGACAGUGAGAUCAGAUCAAUGGAGGUUCGCGCCCGCGCGCCAGGCAAAAUCAUCCUCGCCGGCGAGCACGCCGUCGUCCAUGGCUCCGCCGCCGUCGCCGCCGCCAUCGACCUCUACACCAGCUCCUCCCUCCGCCUUCUCCCCACAGGAGAGGGUGGCGCCGCCGGCGCGGUGGAGUUAGACCUGCGGGACUCGGGCCUCGCCUUCUCGUGGCCGUGCUCGCGUCUACGCGAGGCGCUGGGGGAGGGCUGCAAGGCGGAGGCGCCGAGGCCGUGCUCCCCGGACGAGCUGGCCGCCAUUGCCAAGCUCUUGGAGGAGCACGAGAUCCCCGAGGCCAAGAUCUGGCUCUCCGCUGGCCUCUCCGCCUUCCUCUUCCUGUACGCCUCCAUCUUGGGAUGUAGGCCUGGGAGGGUGGUGGUGAGCUCGGAGCUGCCGAUGGGUGCGGGGCUUGGCUCGUCGGCAGCGUUCUGCGUGUCGAUGUCGGGGGCGCUGUUGACCGCUGCUGCCGCUGUCAGUGUAGGAGGCAGUGGGGGCGAGUGGGAGUUGUUUGGGAAGGAUGAUCUUGAGCUGGUGAACCGGUGGGCGUUCCAAGGGGAGAAGAUCAUUCAUGGCAAGCCUUCCGGCAUCGACAAUGCCGUCAGCACUUUUGGAAGCAUGAUCAGAUUCAAGAAGGGGGAAUUGACAAACCUUAAAUCUAGGAACCCAGUCAAAAUGCUCAUAUCAGAUACAAGAGUCGGUAGGAACACAAAGGCCCUGGUUGCUGGUGUGUGUGAAAGAGCAUCGAGGCAUCCAGAUGCUAUGUCUUCCGUCUUCCAUGCAGUGAACUCUGUUAGUGAAGAGCUUUCAAGCAUUGUUGAGUUAGCAGCCGAGGAUGAAAUAGCCAUCACCUCGAAGGAGGAAAAGCUAGCAGAGCUUAUGGAAAUGAACCAAGGUUUGCUUCAGUGCAUGGGAAUUAGCCAUGCUUCUAUAGAAACUGUGUUGCGAACAACUCUGAAAUAUAGCUUGGUCUCGAAGCUAACUGGAGCUGGUGGUGGAGGCUGUGUUUUGACUCUGAUACCGACUUUAUUGUCCAACCUAGUUUUGGAGAAAGUCACUACAGAGCUCGAAUCACAUGGUUUUCGCUGCUUUAAAGUUGAGGUAGGUGGACAAGGUCUCCAAGUUUGCCGAGGAUAAUGCUCCUGUUUCCAGGAGAUGUCGUAUCGUACUUCUAGAAAAUGGCUUAACCGCAAUAAAGUUCUGUAGAUUAACCACUUGAAUUGGUUCAGGAUUAGGAUAUUCUUAUGUUAUCUUUAGCACAUUCUCGUAUCAAAUAAGCUUUCAGUUGCAUGAUUGCUGGUGUGGUUGUAUCAAAUAGACUUAUUAAUUGUUGCGAAUGUUGUAUCAAAUAAAACAUCCAUAUUCAGAUGU
This is a messenger RNA of Phragmites australis (common reed), 1445 nucleotides long. Its product is annotated as mevalonate kinase-like. The coding region runs from base 9 to 1211 and encodes 400 amino acids. The transcript has 5 exons. Gene Ontology annotation, molecular function: ATP binding; mevalonate kinase activity. Lineage: Eukaryota; Viridiplantae; Streptophyta; Magnoliopsida; Poales; Poaceae. The record is from RefSeq and is a predicted model, not a curated record. Gene Ontology annotation, biological process: isoprenoid biosynthetic process. Gene Ontology annotation, cellular component: cytoplasm.